This is a messenger RNA of Schistocerca cancellata (South American locust), 2754 nucleotides long. Its product is annotated as facilitated trehalose transporter Tret1-like. The coding region runs from base 13 to 1428 and encodes 471 amino acids. Gene Ontology annotation, cellular component: membrane. The record is from RefSeq and is a predicted model, not a curated record. Gene Ontology annotation, biological process: transmembrane transport. NCBI's taxonomy places the organism in Eukaryota, Metazoa, Arthropoda, Insecta, Orthoptera, Acrididae. Gene Ontology annotation, molecular function: transmembrane transporter activity. The transcript has 5 exons.
UCUGUGGUCGCCAUGCUGCCGUCACCGGUGCCACUCCAGCUGCCAGCAGCGAUGGCAGUGUCGCUGGCGUACCUCAGCGCCGGCAUGGUUAUCGGCUGGAGUUCGCCUAUGAUCCCGGAGCUGCGGAAGAACACGUCGCACAUCCCCGUCACGGCAGACCAGGGCUCGUGGCUGGCGUCCGUGGGUUUGCUCGCCUCGGUGCCGCCUUCUCUGCUGAACGGCGUGCUUGUGGAUGCUGUUGGCCGCCGAUGGAUGCUGCUGUUCGCUGCCGUACCCCUGCUGACCGUCUCUGUGUGGCAGCGGUUCGCCACCACCUUCUGGGAACUGCUCGCCUCCAUCGUGGUGGGCAGCGUCAGCGCGAGUAUAAUCCUACCUUUGGCUCCCGUUUACUUGGUUGAAAUAGCCGAGGACCGCAUCAGAGGGCUCUUGGUGUCACUGGGUACAUUGAUGCAGGGAGUGGGUUCCCUGCUGAUCACCGUUAUUGGGCCAAAAGUGUCUUUCUUCACGGUGACGGAAAUCAUGAUGGUCUGGCCGGUCUUGUUUGUGGCGAUCUUCUGGUGGAUGCCGGAGAGUCCGUACUUCUUGUUGGCGAAGCAUCGCAAGGACGAAGCGACCAAGGCGCUGAUGAGGCUGCGCGGGAGGAGUUCGGAGAAGGAGGUGCAGGGCGAGCUGGAGGUCAUCCAGAGGGGACUGGAGGAGCGCUCGCAAAACGAGAUCAGCGCCGCAGACGCCUUCCGGGAGCUGCGGAGGAACGCCCGGUCGCGGAGGCUCUUCAUGGUAUCAAUGGCCUUCGCGACGUUCUUGGUGCUGGGCGGCGUCGACGCCAUCACUGCCAACACGAUGCAGAUCCUGGUGGAGAGCGACAGCUCGCUGGACCCGCAGCUUUCGGCCAUCGGCGUUUCGGCCUGCGCGGUGGUGUCCGUUGCGGUCUUCUCCCUCGUGGUGGAUCGACUGGGCCGGAGGCCGCUGCUGCUCUUCUCCUUAGGCGGUUGCUGCGUGGCCACUGCAUCCCUCGGCGUCUACUUCUUCCUCAUUGUCUACGCCAGCGAGGGCGCCACAGACGAUAUCUUCUGGCUGCCUCUUGCCAGUCUCAUUGUCUUUUUUGUGUCCUUCGGCAUGGGCUCGAGCUCUCUGCUGUGGGUGCUGCCCAACGAGCUGGCGCCGCCUUCGCUUCGAGUGCUGACCACAACCUCCGUCUUCGUCUUGGCGUCGUUGUUGGGCUUCAGCGACACCAAGCUGUUCCAAGUGGUCGCCGACACCUACGGCGCAUUUAUACCUUUCUGGUUUUUCACGAUUGUUUCUUUCCUAGGGUUUUUCUUCGUGUGGUUUUUCAUUCCUGAAACCAGAGGUCGCUCGUUGGCCGACAUCGCAUCAGAGAUGAGCGUUGAACCUUCUCCACACCGUCGCAAGUCCAGCCAACCUAUUUGAUCACUGAGGCAGAUAUAGACGAUAUUUCAGCACCCUGAAAGAUACAGCUAGCUGUAUCAUUCCGACAGGGGCGAUACCGUUCCAUCUGCAUUGUUAAAUGAGGACCUCCAUCUCUUUGCAUUUUGAGAACGCGAUCUGUCUCUUUACACAACAGUUCUGCGUUACUCAGUUUUGCAUAAUACCGCUUCGGUUCAUCAAAUAACAAAUAAUCUUUUUCUGACUGUAUGUAGAUAAAUAAACUUUGACCCCCAUCAACUUCAUAAGGCAGAGGUAAUACUUUGUACGGAUUAAAUAGUUAGUUCUCUACUAAUGGCACAUUCGGUACAUAACUAUGGGUAUGGCCGGACAUAAACGCUUCAACAUCAGUUAUGCAUAAUAACUGGUAUCCGCUCUGUUCUAUGAGAGCAAUCUUGAAACUGUCCAAGUGAGUUCACUACGGCAAUACAGUUAACCACGUGCAACAUUCCUGUCAGUUUCCUCAUCCUUAAGUCAAUAAAAUAAUUCUCUUUCAAUAGAACUUCUUUAACCUUUUUGCAUGUACUAUUACAAAUUUGUUUCUCUUUAAACGAAUGACCACAUUUUGGCCCUUUGUCCUUACUACAGUGUAUGGGCCACGCUACUACAUGUCGAGCUUAAUGCUUCUGCCCCUUUUAACGUACAAAAAGACUUGAUCACCUGUUUUAAAAUCUUUCGAAUUCUGGUUUCAAAAAUAGUUACCUCUGUUUUUCUCCUUAAAUUGUUUACUAUAAUAACUGAUACAUUGGCGUAUCUGUCUCAUUUUCUCUUUUAAUUCCAGUAUAUAAUCAUCGUAAUUAUAAGUAACAACUGCUGGAUCUCUCUGCAAUAUAUCCGGUGUGUUACGUACAUGCUCUAUCGAAUGGUAUCUCCUGUAGGGUUUAAUUCGUUCAUCAGUUGAGAGUGGUGUUGUACAUGAAUACUGCGAAUGGAAGCCAUUCGUCCCAAUUUGAUUGAGCCCUAUUGAUGAAGUAUCUGAAAAGUUUCGUUGUAAUUCUGUGUGAUCUUUCCACUGGUCCAUUCGAUUGGGGUACAGGACUGUAACCUACAAGUCCUUAACAAUCUGCACACUCUCUGUAGCGUGUCACUCUGAAAACUGCUGCCAUUGUCACUGAGCAUUAACGAGGGUGUCCCAAAUCUCACAAUUAUUCUUUCCACCAGGACAGAAGCUAUUAUACCUGCUUUCCGCUUUUUUAUCGAUUUUACUACAAUGAACUUUGUUAGAGCAUCUUGGAAAUUAAGUACAUAUCUAUUAUUUGUGACUGUUGCAGUCAGUGUACCGACGAUAUCAAUAUCACACCUAUCAAACAC